Molecule: messenger RNA, 1373 nt
Organism: Colletotrichum acutatum
Lineage: Eukaryota; Fungi; Ascomycota; Sordariomycetes; Glomerellales; Glomerellaceae
Exons: 4
Coding region: 243-1169 (308 amino acids)
Source: RefSeq, a predicted model, not a curated record
CGCCACGUAACGAACGCCAUAUCUUCAUACAAACAUCAGCGCCGUGCCAGAGUACCUCACCAACCACCUGAACUCGGGACAGACCAUGAACUUCUGUGCGACACUUUAAAAGAUCUGGUCCUAUGCGCGUCAGGUGUUAGGUGAUUCCAGAAAGUGACAGGCCGGAAAUUUGUCUCCAAUACACUUCACUUGACGUUAAUUACAUCAAGUAUCCUGUCGCACUUACCUUCACCGAUCUCAUUAUGAGACGUCGUUUCUGGGUUCGGGCUUUCGCCAUUACGGCCCUUCUUGGCAAUGUCUGCGCACAACUGGAUUCAUUGCCACCUUGUGGUAUUACCUGUGUCAACAAUGUCAUUGCCAAAGGCUUUGGUUGCGCAUCUGGAGACAAUACCUGCCUGUGUAAACAGCAAGACUUUGUGUUUGGUGUUCGCGAUUGCGCCUCGCAGUCAUGCACUGCAGAUGUAGCACCCAAAGUCAAUGAAUAUGUCGCGGGUCUAUGUGCAACUGCUACGCAAGUACCUCCUGCUUCAACACCGCCUGCGUCAAACCCACCGCCUUCCACACCCGCCGUUCAGCAGACAACACCCCCGGCGGUGCUGCCGUCGACUUCUCAGCCGCCACCGUCACCGUCAAGCUCGAGCGAGCCGCCGAAACCCAGCGCUGCUGAGACCCCCGCUUCCUCUGAAGUCGCCAAAACAGCUCCAUGGGAAACCUCUGGCAACCCUGUCACCGAUACUGCUCAGGCUUUCCAGCCGUCGAGUGCAGUCUCAACCACCCUCGCCACAUCCACCAGGUCAUUGUCCUCCACCUCUUCGUGGUCGACGUCGACAUCUACCGGAGCUCGCCCAUCGCAAUCCGGUUCAGCCUCGGAGACCGGAGCGGGCAACCUAGAGAGCGAUGCUGCAGGCCUCUCUUCAUCUGCCAAGAUAGGUAUCGGAGUGGGAGCAGGUGUCGGUGUCCUAGCCAUCGCCUUGGCCUUGUGGCUUCUCAUUAGACGGCCAAAGAACCGUACAAAGUCUAUGCAAAUUUCAGGCCCGAUGCCUGGCUCCGGAAGAGACUACACUGGAGGUUUCAUCGGCAUGAAAGACAAGAACCACUCGGAGCUUGAGAUGAAGUCGAGAAGGUACGAAGACAUGUUGCCGCGCCAGUCACCCAGACGUUUCGAGUGAGAAGCAGUUCACCGAGGCACUCAUCAUGCUCGUCUUUUUGAUUGGCCCAUCUAAAGCAGAUGAGCAGUGCAAGCGGAAAUCUUCCACUACAUGAAUUAUGACUAAAUGAAUGUUAAUGAGCGGUGGCGGCGGACUGGGGUUCAGGGGCGGUUGUCGAAAAAAGGUCAGCAUUAUACCACGGGAUAUCCUAUUUCUAUUGCAUAC